AUGGCCAGUGCCAGACCCACGGUUCUCAUAUUUUCCCAUGGGGGCAUCGACGGCGGGCAUGGAAACAUUAAAUAUGCAGCCAACACCUAUCAGGCGGAAUUCUGCGAGCCGACUGUUACUCCCAUCCAGCUUCUUGAGGACCACCCAGCCGUACAAGCUAUUUGGAUUGUCGAUCAUGACAUAAUGCUCUCCAUACAUAAGCAUAUCUCGGACAGAGUCGUCAACUAUGCCGGCAAUGGCGGAACAGUCAUUCUCGGCGGCUGGUUCUCCAGCACCAUGAGCCCCCGCGUCUUCAGCAGGUGGAUGGAAAAAGCAUGGAACUUGCCCUGGCGAUGCGGCGAGGUCAGAACCGCCACUGUUUUCCUUCGGGACCCUGCCAUCGGCCCGCACCCCAACUGGCAACACGCUCUGGCACGUUCAUACCACCAGAAGAGCACGUUCCUCAAGAAUGUUUCGCCCACGGAGUCAUGGUACACAUCGGUCCUUGCAUAG
Messenger RNA from Durotheca rogersii, 492 nucleotides. RefSeq lists its product as uncharacterized. The transcript has a single exon. The record is from RefSeq and is a predicted model, not a curated record. The coding region runs from base 1 to 492 and encodes 163 amino acids. Lineage: Eukaryota; Fungi; Ascomycota; Sordariomycetes; Xylariales; Xylariaceae.